ACAUUAUUUGUAGUAUGUAUCGAUUGCUAUAUAAGAAGAACUCUGUUGGAGAAGGGUAUUAUUACUAAAAUCAUUCAAGAACAAACAUGGUAUUCAAACUCAUCAUCUUAGGUGCACUUGUUGCCUACGUACACGCAGGAAUUUACGGCGAAUCUUUAGGAAGUCUUCCCAUUGAAAGUCCAGUAAUCUCUGCAUAUUCCUCACCUUUGUCCGUAAGAUCUGUGCUAUCCUCUCAACUGCUGUCAUCUCCAGUAUUGUCGACUUCACCUUUAUACAGCAGAUCCUUACCUACAUUCUCCUAUGGCGCAACAGUUCCAGUUAUUUCAUCACCUUUGGUAAGAACUGUAUCUCCUCUUCCAGUAGCAUCACUUCCAUCCCUUGUGUCAGCGCCAGUAUUAACAAGAGGAUACGCUCCAUCGGCUUCCCUUAUUUCAGCUCCAGUUCUAAGAAGCGUUCCAUCUCUACCCUUAUUACCAGCUCCAGUUCUUUCUAGAAGUCUUUCAGUAAGCCCGUUACUACCAACAGUGAUUUCUAGGAGAGUUUCUGUAACUCCACUUUUACCAGCUCCAGUUAUAUCUAGAAGUGUUUCUGUAAGUCCACUAGUGUCUGCUCCAGUAUUGUCAAGUUACGCUGCCAGUGCUCCUUUACUAUCGGCUCCAGUGUCUUGGUAGGAAAAUUAUAUCUGAUUUAAUGUUAACACUAUAUUUUUUGUAUAGUAUAGAAUAUAUUUUGUUGUAGGAAAAAAAUAAAUUAAUACUAAAUUGUUAAA
This is a messenger RNA of Diabrotica virgifera virgifera (western corn rootworm), 769 nucleotides long. RefSeq names its product cuticle protein LPCP-23-like. Bases 87 to 671 code for a protein of 194 amino acids. The transcript has 2 exons. The record is from RefSeq and is a predicted model, not a curated record. NCBI's taxonomy places the organism in Eukaryota, Metazoa, Arthropoda, Insecta, Coleoptera, Chrysomelidae.